AUGUUAUUUGGAGAUUUAGAUAAGAAGCAGUGGGCUAAGUUUGUGUGGGAAAGAUCUAAUAUUCCAAAACAUAGAUUCAUUUUUAGGUUGGCAAUACAAAACAGGGUGAAGAUAAGAGAUAGGCCGAAGAAGAUUGGUAUAGUUGAUAAUACUGAGUUCAUGUUGUAUGGUGAUCAGGAAGAAACUACCCAACAUAUUUUCUUUGAUUGCAAGUACAACGCAAGAUGCUUAAACCUUGUCAAAAGCUGGCUGAAUUGGAAUGCUCAAAUAAUCAACUUGCAGGAUGUUCUUAGAUGGCUUGAUAGGGCCAAGAUAAAAAGAUUCAAGCGCUCGGUUUAUACACCCACAAUUGCUGCUAUGGUGUACCAUAUUUGGAUGUAUCAAAAUGAUGUGCUAAGGAAUAGUAAGCUUCAGAUUCCGAAAAAAACUGUCUAG
Vicia faba (fava bean) is the source of this 435-nucleotide messenger RNA. Lineage: Eukaryota; Viridiplantae; Streptophyta; Magnoliopsida; Fabales; Fabaceae. The record is from the annotation of a GenBank genome assembly.